Messenger RNA from Platichthys flesus (European flounder), 2566 nucleotides. RefSeq names its product thymopoietin a (gene tmpoa). The coding region runs from base 314 to 1912 and encodes 532 amino acids. NCBI's taxonomy places the organism in Eukaryota, Metazoa, Chordata, Actinopteri, Pleuronectiformes, Pleuronectidae. Gene Ontology annotation, molecular function: DNA binding. The record is from RefSeq and is a predicted model, not a curated record. The transcript has 9 exons.
CGGCCAAGUCAUCCCCAUGAGUGUCCACAUUCGUCUUUCUUCAACACAAACAGAGCCACCGAGCUUCGCUUUCAUUUCUGCCCCCGGUCUGCUCCGCCGCAGGAGGAAGAGACGCCCACACUGCUUUUAGUUGUUGUUCCUCAUUUAGUUUGUUCUUUGAAACAGUCUCUGCAGAGAUUAGUUUCUUUACGAGCCGAGUCCAGCAAGAGGCGCUAGUUAGUCGUUGAGCCUUAACCUCCACUCUCGCUCCCCGGUGUUAGCUAGCUAACGUCCCCACGCCGCCAGACCUCCGUCCCUCCAUCUGCGCGCUGACAUGCCGGUGUACCUGGAGGACCCGUCUGUGCUCACCAAGGACAAGCUGAAGAGCGAGCUGAUGGCCAACAGCGUGGAGCUGCCGAGCGGCAACCCCACCAAGGACGUGUACGUGCAGCUGUACCUGAGGAAUCUCACCGCCCAGAACGAGAAACAUGUCGUGGACACGACUUGGGACGCUUUCUCCAGCGACGAGGAGCUGCCGCCGCCCGUGGUCUACAGCAGAAGUCGCUCGUCCGGCAGAAAAGCCACCAGGAAGACUGACAAGGUGCAGCCAGAUGAGCUGGACGUGACCGUGCUGACCGACGACGGCCUGAGAGACUCGCUGAUCGAGCAGGGAGUGGUUGUGGGGCCAAUUGUGGCAUCCACCCGUAAACUGUACGAGAAGAAACUGCAGAAGCUCCUGGACAAUGGCCCCGCACAGCCACCACUGCCUGAGCUGGUCCUCGCCGAGAUACAAGUUAACCACAAUGGCCACUCUGAAGCCGACCUCUACAGUGACAAGGAGGAUGAGGGGACCGCUGAACCAGAACCUGAGCCACAACCAGAACCAGAACCAGUGGCAGAGCCUGAACCAGCUCCACCAGUGGUCGAGAGACCAGUGAGGAGCCGAGGGAAGUUGCCCAUCACUACCCGCACCCGUAGCAGCCAGCAUCAAACGAUAGUGCCUGAGGAUAUCAGGCCUGUUCUGAGAGAACCUGUCUAUUUAGAGUAUAACAGGAAAGUUCACGACAACCCUGAGAGUCCUGCCCAGGCUGAAACUCCCUCGGCCUCGUCCAUUCGUGUAAAGUCGAAGAGUCGGCCUGAAGAACGCAGUCGACGACCAGCUGCCAACCCGUCGUUUCCUCUGGUUCACUUCACCUCUGUCAACAAAGGGAACUUUAGCCCCAUGUGUAACAUCUCCCCCAUUAAGAGUCAGGAGUCCCCCUGGACUGUGUCGGACCAGACUGGAUUUAAAGUCAGCGGUGUGUCUGCAGCAGGGAAGGAGUAUGGCCCUCCAGACAUCCAGCUGCAUAAAAGGAGGCAGCAGAAAAUCUCCAGCUUCCCGUCCACAUGCAGCCCUGUGAGGACACACAACUACAAAUCCACACUGUCAGACGAUGUGUUAGUGAGACAGGUGGAGAAAAUCACAGCCAGCGACCAAAACCCUAAAGUGGAGGAAAAGGUUGUUCUGAAGGAGCUGUUCCCCAGUGACUUCAACAGUCCAACAGGAAUCAACGCCACCUGUAGGCGACCCAUCCGUGGAGCUGCCGGUCGCCCAGUGAAGCCCAGUGACCUGUGGAAUGACGAAAAUGGCCUCUACUCACCUAAAAUCACCAAGACCACAAGCUCAUCCUCCUACACAGAGAGCCGCACUGUCAACAGAGUCACCAGCCUGCCCCCCUCCACCACCUCCCCCUCUUCUGCCAGGCUUCUGUCUGCAGCUCCCCCUGCCGGUCAGACCAAAGCAGUGCGCUCUGGCAUGUCCCUGUGGAUUAAGCUGUUCCUGCUGGCCGUCGUGGCUGCCUUCCUGUUCUUGGUUUACCAGGCCAUGGAGACCAACAGGAUCGCCCCUUUUUUAGCCUCUGACAAAGAAGUGGCCAGUGGUGGCAUAGAAUAGAGAGCACAUUGUCCGAUGGGAAAGAGAGGCCCGUCUGCUCCGGUGUUUUUUCCUCUUUCUUUUUUUUUUUUAAAGCGUGAAUCUGCAUUUUAGCCAUUUUGUUCCCAGGUGCAGUGAAAUUACCUCGGACAUCAUCCCUGUGUCGUAGUUUCUUUCUUUGUUUUCCUUCAUGAGAAGGGACUACAGUUUCAGAGAAGUUUCCAAGGAUCUCCAUGACAUGUGAAAAGACAGUAAAGCAUCUGCAGUUGUUAUUUUUGGUCCAACCCCGUGACCCCUCGACCUCACUGUCCUUGAGGUUACAACAAAGCCAGCCGCCAGUCAACUUUGAGAGACACAAACAUAGUAGGCAUCACAAAGAUACAUGGACUCACUUUUUAUUGCCUUGUUUUAUUUCAGAUUUGCAGUGCGCGUGUGUGUGUGAGAGUAAGUACUGAAUGUGUGAGAUACUUUUUUCACUCCUUGCCUGGGCUUUUUUCUCCUUUAGUCAUCAAAAGCCUUGAAGAUGGAAUCUGAACUUGUAAUGUUUUGUACUUGACAUCUUUGAUAAUGAGAGAGGGAGGCUUGUUAUUGUAACCCAAAUACUUCUAAAUCUUCUCAAACAUUACGCCAAUAUUUUGUUAAUGUUCUCUUAUAAUAAAAUUGAAUGUCCCAGUG